Phodopus roborovskii (desert hamster) is the source of this 1841-nucleotide messenger RNA. It is a transcript of the gene Vrk3, whose product is annotated as VRK serine/threonine kinase 3. Gene Ontology annotation, molecular function: protein serine/threonine kinase activity; ATP binding. Lineage: Eukaryota; Metazoa; Chordata; Mammalia; Rodentia; Cricetidae. Gene Ontology annotation, cellular component: cytoplasm; nucleus. Gene Ontology annotation, biological process: signal transduction; peptidyl-serine phosphorylation. The transcript has 14 exons. Bases 209 to 1570 code for a protein of 453 amino acids. The record is from RefSeq and is a predicted model, not a curated record.
GCUGGUGCUGCCUUCAGUGAGCUGGUCCUUCCACAUCAAUCAAGGCAUACAGAGAUCUGAGUUCAACCCUCAGGACUCACAGGAAAAUCUGGGUGUGAUAAGCGCACACCUGUAAUCCUAGAACUGGGGAGUCAGAGAUGGGAGAUCCUAGGUUGAACUGGCCAGACAGACUGUGGACUUGACAAGCUACACUGCCUAAAACACAAGCAUGAUCUCCUUCUGUCCAGUCUGUGGCAAAAGUGUUCAAGGAUCAUUCAACUUCUGCCCAUACUGUGGCAAGGCCCUGCCUGUAGAGGAGCAUGCAGGAGCCCAGGCUGGUGUUACGCCCCUUGUGUCAUCCUUUCGAGGCUCAAGAAAAGAGCUGAACUUCAGUUCUGAAACCUCUCCCAAGAAAGUGAAAUGGUCACACACUGUCUCUUCUCUCCCACCCUCCUUCCUCUCUGACUGUGACAGCUCUGAGUCUGAAUGUACCUUGCAUUCUCCCGAGAGAGCCGCAGGCACAAGGAGCAGACCCCCGACUCCCAGAGGCAGCCCACAGGCCUCCAGGCUAAGUCCUCAGACCCUGAAGCGGAGCCGGGUGACCACAUCACUCCAGGCUUUGCCCACAGGGACAGAGCUGACAGACAAGAAAGGGCAGCACUGGACACUGAGGGCCCUCCAGAGCCGGGAUGACCAAGGCAUUCUCUAUGAAGCUGAGCCCAGUUCUGCCAUCCCCUGUGAAUCAAGGACUUGGAAGCGUAGAUUCUCACUCAAACUGGACUCCAAGGAUGGGCGCCUUUUCAAUGAGCAGAACUUUUUCCAGAGGGCAGCCAAGCCUGUACAAGUGAACCGGUGGAAGCAGCUGCGCUCAGUCCCGCUCCUGGCCAUCCCCACCUGCGUUGGCUUUGGCAUUCACCAGGACAAGUACAGGUUCCUGGUAUUCCCUAUCCUGGGGAGGAGCCUUCAGUCAGCCCUGGAUGAUAACCCAAAGCACGUAGUAUCAGAGAAAUGUGUGCUGCAAGUGGCCUGCAGGCUGCUGGAUGCUCUGGAGUUCCUCCACGACAACGAGUAUGUUCACGGGAACCUGACAGCUGAGAAUGUCUUUGUGAAUCCGGAGGAUCUAAGCCAGGUGACCCUAGUGGGCUAUGGCUUCACCUUCCGCUACUGCCCAGGUGGCAAACAUGUGACCUACAAAGAAGGCAGCAGGAGCCCACAUGAGGGAGACCUGGAGUUCAUUAGUGUGGACAUGCACAAGGGAUGCGGGCCCUCCCGCCGCAGUGACCUGCAGACCUUGGGCUACUGCAUGCUCAAGUGGCUUUAUGGGUCCCUGCCAUGGACAAGCUGCCUUCCCAACACGGAGGAGAUCACUAGGCAGAAGCAGAUGUAUCUGCACAACCCUGACCUCUUCGUGGGACUGUGUUGCCACUGGAGCAAGGCCUCAGAGACCCUACAGGAGUACCUGAAGGUGGUGAUGGCCCUCAAUUACGAGGAGAAGCCGCCUUAUGCCAUGCUGAGGAACAAUCUAGAAGUCCUGCUGAAGGAUCUGCGGGUGUCCCCCUAUGACUCCCUGGACCUCCAGAUGGUGCCUUAGGUGGAAUCCAGAACUUCUGACUUGCAGCUUGAACUGGAAGGUGAAGUGGUGUGACUCAAGGCUUUCUGUGUGAACUCAUACUCCUGAAAGUCUCCCCUGAACGUUCGUUUCCACUGCUCCCUUAGGACGUAAGAAUCAGCUCUCAGUGGCGGGCUGUGAAACCCCUCAUCUCUCCGCAGUUGUCAAUGGAGGUGCCUGGAUGCUGGUGGCAGCAGUGGCCACUACCUGGGGCCCUCCCUCCUUGGGCAUUCCUGUGGUUUCAGAAUAAACU